This is a messenger RNA of Anopheles maculipalpis, 1198 nucleotides long. Its product is annotated as CLIP domain-containing serine protease B4-like. NCBI's taxonomy places the organism in Eukaryota, Metazoa, Arthropoda, Insecta, Diptera, Culicidae. Gene Ontology annotation, molecular function: serine-type endopeptidase activity. Bases 9 to 1091 code for a protein of 360 amino acids. The record is from RefSeq and is a predicted model, not a curated record. The transcript has 4 exons. Gene Ontology annotation, biological process: proteolysis.
GAGUAAAUAUGACCGGCAAACGAAUGAUGGGUUUGCUGAUCGUUGCCCUCUUCGCAGUGGCAGGGCAAAGUGUUAAGGCGUUAGAACUCGGUCAAGACUGUGUGAAUCCUGUGGGCGAGCCUGGUAAAUGUGUCCUAUUUAGAGAGUGUCAACCCCUGAUCACCAUCUACAACAAACCGAUCAAUACACCGGACGAUACGCAAUUUCUGACGGAAAGUCGUUGUGGAGUUUACGAGCGCAAAACAUUGGUAUGUUGUGCAGGGGUGAAGGACACUGGAAAAACUUCACUGCCAGAACCGCCGAACUGCGGUAUCCAGUUGUCGGAUCGCGUGAUUGGUGGACAGCCAACAAAAAUCGACGAGUUCCCGUGGACGGCGUUGAUCGAGUACCAGAAACCGGAUGGACGGUUCGGUUUCCACUGUGGAGGUUCUAUCAUCAAUGAGCGUUACAUCGUUACCGCUGCCCACUGCAUCAAUUCGAUUCCUCGAGGCUGGAAGGUACAUCGUGUACGUUUGGGCGAAUGGGAUCUGAACUCUUCCAACGACUGUGAGGACGACUUCUGCUCCAGCGCUCCGAUCAAUCUGGACAUCGAGAAGAUCAUUGUACACACCGGGUACGAUACACGGGAUAAGAGCCACCACAACGAUAUUGCACUGAUUCGCUUCACCAGGGCAAUUCACUAUUCCGAAACGGUUCGGCCCAUUUGUUUGCCUCUGUCUGCCUCCAUUCGUAACCGUAAGCACUCGGGACUCUCGAGCUAUGCUGCCGGCUGGGGUAAAACGGAGACUGCCUCUGCUAGCACGAAGAAGCUAAAGGUGGAACUGAAUGUUGUCGACCUGAAGGACUGUGCGCCGGUGUAUCAGCGCAGUGGCAUUUCCCUGGAUUCGACGCAAAUGUGUGCCGGUGGAGCACGGUUGAAGGACACAUGCAGCGGUGAUUCCGGUGGCCCACUAAUGCGACAGUUCACCGGUUCGUGGUACCUGAUCGGUGUGGUUAGCUUUGGACCACAGAAGUGUGGCACGGCCGGCGUACCGGGUGUGUACACUAAUACGGCAGAGUAUGUCGAUUGGAUACGGGACAAUGUGUACUAGAAAGCCAAACGACCGAUUGCUUUACACGCAACAAAGUGACAUGUAAUAUGUGUGUGUAAGUGACUAAUCUAAAUCGUAGAAAUAAAAUAUUCGGAUGAAAUAAACCU